AUGUCGGAUUCAUGUCAACGACAACAACAGGGGGACACAAAAUGGCGGCGGCUUAGCUCCUACCCCUGGCGGCGGCGGCAGCGGUGGCGGAGGCGACGGCACCUCCUCCAGGCGGCAGCCGCGGCUUCUUUCUCAGGCAGCGGCAGCGCCCCCAGCAGCCCCGUGCCGAUCCCAUUCCAAUAUGCAGCUUCUGUCUGGGGACAAAAGAAUCAAAUCGUGAAAAGAAACCAGAAGAACUCCUCUCUUGUGCAGAUUGUGGCAGUAGUGAAAAUAGAGUGUGAAAGUGGAGUAGAAGACUGUGGCCGGUAUCCUUCUGUAAUAGAAUUUGGGAAAUAUGAAGUCCAAACCUGGUACUCCUCGCCUUACCCACAGGAAUAUGCAAGAUUACCAAAGCUUUACCUGUGUGAAUUCUGUCUUAAAUAUAUGAAAAGUAAAAAUAUUUUGUUAAGACACUCAAGGAAAUGUGGAUGGUUUCAUCCUCCAGCAAAUGAAAUUUACCGAAGGAAAGACCUUUCAGUAUUUGAGGUUGAUGGGAAUAUGAGCAAAAUUUAUUGCCAAAACCUUUGCUUGUUAGCCAAGCUCUUCCUGGACCACAAAACGUUGUAUUAUGAUGUCGAGCCAUUCCUUUUUUAUGUCCUUACAAAAAAUGAUGAAAAGGGCUGUCAUCUGGUUGGAUACUUCUCUAAGGAAAAGCUUUGCCAGCAGAAGUAUAACGUCUCCUGCAUAAUGAUCAUGCCCCAGCACCAAAGGCAAGGAUUUGGACGGUUUCUCAUUGAUUUCAGCUAUUUGCUUUCUAAGGAAGGCCAAGCAGAUUCUCGAAAGCCACUCUCUGAUCUGGGCCGUCUCUCCUACCUGGCCUACUGGAAGAGUGUAAUCUUAGAAUAUCUCUACCACCACCAUGAGCGGCACAUCAGCAUCAAGGCCAUCAGCAGAGCUACGGGCAUGUGCCCACAUGACAUCGCCACCACUCUGCAGCACCUCCACAUGAUUGACAGAGGGACGGCAGAUUUGUCCAUCAUUAGACGGGAAAAGUUGAUAUUGGGCCACAGAAAGUUGAAAACCUGUUCCCGGACUAAUGAGCUUGAUCCAGAGAGUCUGAGGUGGACCCCAAUUUUAAUUUCUAAUGCUGCUGUUUCUGAAGAAGAACGAGAAGCUGAAAAAGAGGCUGAGCGGCUAAUGGAACAAGCUAGCUGCUGGGAAAAGGAGGAGCAAGAAAUCCUGUCAUCUAGAGCUAACAGUAGGCAAUCACCUGCAAAAGUACAAUCGAAAAAUAAAUAUUUGCAUUCCCCGGAGAGCCGGCCAGUGGCAGGGGAGCGAGGGCAGCUAAUGGAGCUGUCUAAAGAGAGCAGUGAAGAGGAAGAGGAAGAGGAGGAAGAGGAGGAAGAGGAGGAAGGAGGAGAGGAGGAAGAGGAAGGAGGAGGAGGAGGAGAAGAAGAAGGAAAUAUUCAAAGCUCUCCUCCAAGGUUGACUAAACCACAGUCAGUUGCCAUAAGAGAAAGGCCUUUUGUGCUAAAGAAGAAAAGGGGUCGUAAACGCAGAAGGAUCAACAGCAGUGUAACAACUGAGACCAUUUCAGAGACGACAGAAGUACUGAACGAGCUUGACAACUCAGACGAAGAGAGGCCAAUGCCACAGCUGGAGCCUACCUGUGAGAUUGAAGUAGAGGAGGAUGGCGGGAAGCCAGUGCUGAGAACAUUCCAACAUCAGCCUGGGAAGAAAAGACAGACAGAGGAAGAGGAAGGAAAAGACAAUCAUUGCUUUAAGAGUGCUGACCCUUGUAGAAACAAUAUGGAUGAUGAUGCAAAUAACUUGAAAGAAGCCAGUGAGGACAAUCCUGAACCUCUAAAGUGCAAACAGUGGCCAAAAGGAACAAAGCGUGGUCUAUCUAAGUGGAGACAAAACAAAGAGAGGAAGACUGGAUUUUUUAAACUGAACUUGUACACCCCGCCAGAAACACCCAUGGAGCCCGAUGACCAGGUAACAGUGGAAGAACAGAAGGAGACUCCAGCAGACAAACCAGCCCCCGCUCCCACCAGGACUGAGGAGGAGGUCAAGGAAGCCGUGGAACCCCUGCUGCCUGGGGACGAAAACAGAAGGGAGGAAGUGUGUGCACCUGUAAGUCCAAAUAAAUCGCCAGGUGAAAAACCUGAAGACGAUCUAAUCAAACCCGAGGAGGAAGAGGAGGAGGAGGAGGAGGAGGAGGAAGAGGAGGAGGAAGAAGAAGGAAAUGUAGAAAAAGACCCCUGUGGUGCCAAAAGUCAGGAAAGAGAGGAGCCCGACGUCUGCACGGACAAAGAAGACCCUGUGCAUUUGGAUGAUCAUGAAGAGGAGGAGGAAGAGGAUGAAGAGCCAUCUCACAAUGAGGGGCAUGAUGCAGAUGAUGAAGAUGACAGUCACAUGGAGUCUGCCGAAUCGGAGAAGGAAGAACGCCCAAGAGAAGCCUUCAAAGAAGUACUGGAAAACCAGGAGGCUUUUUUAGACCUUAGUGUGCAGCCUGAUCAUUCAAACCCAGAGGUCCUAAUGGACUGUGGCGUUGACCUUACAGCUUCGUGUAACAGUGAACCUAAGGAGCUUGCUGGAGCCACUGAAACUGCCCCUGAAUCUGAUGAGGAACCCACAGGAGAACAGGCACAGGAGCAGGACCGAAAGAACAGUGAAGAAGUAGAUUCUGAGUUCAAAGAGGGAAACACAGCAACCUUGGAAAUCGACUCUGAGACCGUCCAAGCGGUUCAGUCCUUGACCCAGGAGAACAGUGAACAGGACGAUACCUUUCAGGAUUGUGCCGAGACUCAAGAGGCCUGUAGAAGCCUACAGAACUACACCCACGCAGACCAAAGCCCACAGAUCGCCGCCGCUCUAGACGACUGCCAGCAGUCGGACCACAGCAGCCCAGUUUCAUCCGUCCAUUCCCACCCCAGCCAGUCAGUACGUUCUGUCAACAGCCCAAGUGUCCCUGCCCUGGAAAACAGCUAUGCCCAAAUCAGCCCAGAUCAAAAUGCCAUCUCAGUGCCAUCUUUGCAGAACAUGGAAACCAGUCCAAUGAUGGAUGUCCCAUCCGUUUCAGAUCACUCACAGCAAGUCGUAGACAGCGGGUUUAGUGACCUGGGCAGUAUCGAGAGUACAACUGAGAACUACGAGAACCCCAGCAGCUAUGAUUCCACGAUGGGUGGUGGCAGCAUUUGUGGAAACGGCUCUUCACAGAACAGCUGCUCCUAUAGCAACCUCAGCUCCAGCAGUCUGACACAGAGCAGCUGCGCUGUCACCCAGCAGAUGUCCAACAUCAGUGGGAGCUGCAGCAUGCUGCAGCAGACCAGCAUCAGCUCUCCCCCGACCUGCAGCGUCAAGUCCCCUCAAGGCUGCGUGGUGGACAGGCCCCCGAGCAGCAGCCAGCAGCUGGCUCAGUGUAGCAUGGCAGCUAACUUCUCGCCGCCCAUGCAGCUGGCUGAGAUCCCCGAGACCGGCAGUGCCAGCCUUGGCUUAUAUGAACGGAUGGGUCAGAGUGAUUUUGGGGCUGGGCAUUACCCACAGCCGUCAGCCACCUUCAGCCUUGCCAAACUACAGCAGUUAACUAAUACACUUAUUGAUCAUUCAUUGCCUUACAGCCAUUCCGCUGCUGUAACUUCCUAUGCAAACAGUGCCUCUUUGUCCACACCAUUAAGUAACACAGGGCUUGUUCAGCUUUCUCAGUCUCCACACUCCGUCCCUGGGGGACCCCAAGCACAAGCUACCAUGACCCCACCCCCCAACCUGACUCCUCCUCCGAUGAAUCUGCCACCGCCUCUUUUGCAACGGAACAUGGCGGCAUCAAAUAUUGGCAUCUCCCACAGCCAAAGACUGCAAACCCAGAUUGCCAGCAAGGGCCACGUCUCCAUGAGAACCAAAUCGGCAUCUCUGUCACCAGCCGCCGCCACCCACCAGUCGCAAAUCUAUGGGCGCUCCCAGACUGUAGCCAUGCAGGGUCCUGCACGGACUUUAACGAUGCAAAGAGGCAUGAACAUGAGUGUGAACUUGAUGCCAUCCCCGGCCUACAAUGUCAACUCUGUGAACAUGAACAUGAACACUCUCAAUGCCAUGAAUGGGUACAGCAUGUCCCAGCCGAUGAUGAACAGUGGCUACCACAGCAAUCAUGGCUACAUGAAUCAAACACCCCAAUACCCUAUGCAGAUGCAGAUGGGCAUGAUGGGAACCCAGCCAUAUGCCCAGCAGCCAAUGCAGACCCCGCCCCACAGUAACAUGAUGUACACGGCCCCCGGGCAUCACGGCUACAUGAACCCGGGCAUGUCCAAACAGUCUCUCAAUGGGUCCCUACAUGAGAAGGUAGGUAGGCAAAAUGGGCAGUCACAGAACCCCUGGGCAUCACUCUCGGAUUGAUCUGCACAAAUACCUUUGAAGAGUACGAUUUCAAAACCAGCAAUUGGUGUGAAUGCAAAAAACAUUUGUUGGCACCAUUUAUUUAAAAAAAAAAAAAAAAAAAAGCUGUAUGCAGCAGAAAGCCUUAUACAAGUUGUUUUUCUUUCUUCUUUUUUCUUUUUUCCUUUUUCUUUUUUGGUACCUUUGUUUCUGUUACUUUUAUAUGAAAUUCUCUGCAAAGGAAGGCCUCUCUUUGGACUACAGUUUGGAGGCAGCCACUUGCUGUGCCUGCUUCCAUUAAACAAUGUGGAUAUCAAGCCCCGUGCCCCAGCCCACCCCCAAUUAUCUGUUUUAAUACUGAACCUAGAGUUUUUUUUUUCUUCCCCGUCUACUCCAUGUAAAUGCCUUUAGCAUUUCAGUUAUUGUAUAUUUUGUUUGAGGUGACACUUCAGCAUGCCGCUAAUGUCUUUGUUAGUGACAGUGCAUUUUGUAGUACUGUACAAGUGUUGUGCUAACGGUAAGCCAUUUCUUAAGUUUUUUGCCUUGAUUAGGGUGCCCUAAUUUGAGGGUUAAAAAAAAAACUAUAUUUUUGUUAAUUAUAAAACUGUAAAGAGCUAUAAAAGCUAUUCCCAUUUGGUUAGUCAAAAGGGUUUUAUUGCUAAAUGUUUGGUGUAAAGUUGAGACCCUUUUCCAUUUUGGUGACAGAUUUCUUUGGGGAAAAAAAGGCAGCUUUCUGUUUUAUAAAUGCAGACUUCUGUUUAUUGAAUGAAGCAUAUCUCAGUGUUUAUCUGUCAGGUUUUGAAACAUUUCAUAUAUGUCCAAAUACUUGGCAGGAUUUAAAAAAAAAUAGUGAAUUUGGUGUAAAGUUGCUAUUUUAUGGAAAUGCCUCUAACUUUACAUUUUCAUUCCAUCUGUAGAUUUUUCUAUCUUUAUAAAAUAUUGGAGUUAUUUUUUAAGGAAAAAUAGAGAAGUAGCUUGUGAAUAGCUCAAACUAAGCUUACAAAUCGCAUGUAAAAAAGCAAAAAAGUUAGUUUGUGUCUGUUAUAUUGCUUCCUUUUUUGUAGCCUUUGUACCUGUACAGGGUGACUGUAAGGGCCAAGCAGGGGAGAGGCGUAAUCCUUGUAUAAAAUAGAGCCAGCGACACUCUUGUAAUUUAUCUGUUCUCUUUUAGUCAGUCACUUCAAAAAAAAAAAAAAAACAAAAACAAAAAAA
Molecule: messenger RNA, 5562 nt
Organism: Balaenoptera musculus (blue whale)
Lineage: Eukaryota; Metazoa; Chordata; Mammalia; Artiodactyla; Balaenopteridae
Gene: KAT6B
Product: lysine acetyltransferase 6B
Biological process (GO): regulation of DNA-templated transcription
Cellular component (GO): MOZ/MORF histone acetyltransferase complex
Molecular function (GO): histone acetyltransferase activity
Source: RefSeq, a predicted model, not a curated record